UGAAAACUCUCUCUCUCUCUCUCUCUCUCUCUCUCUCUCUCUCUCUCUCUGUGUAGUGCCACAGCCAUCAGAAGCUCGGAAGCUCCUUGCACAGACCUCUUAAAAACUAUAACCGAAGUUACAGAAUCUCUCUCUCUAUCUCUCUCUCUCUCUCUCUCUCUCUCUCAUCCAUCUGAAAUUUCUGUGCAUUUCUUAUCUCUUUCUCUAUCCUGAACUCUCUCUCUCACCUGAAAACUCUCGCUGUGUUUCUCACCUAAAAACUCUCUCUCUCUCUCUCUCUCUCUCUCUCUCUCUCUCUCUGUGUGUGUAAACCAUGUGAAAUCUCCCUGUAUUUCCUCUCUCACUAUUAUCCAUGUGAUAUCUCUCCGUAUUUCCUCUCUCUCUCUCUCUCUCUCUCUCUCUGAAAAAUCGCUUUGAUGAAGAAAAGCUUAUGAGAUUCUCUUCAUCUGAAAGCAGAGCUUCAUCUCUGGAGGAAAAGCUCUCAUUCGAGCUACUUCGGCGUACACAUAGCAGAGAACUGCUGAUUUUCCUUCUGUUUCUGCGAGUUUUUACGCUUUUGGAAGCAUUUGAGUUUGAAUGAAAAGAAUCCGACAAUUUUCCUGCUUCAGGUGCGAGUCGGACAUUCAUCUUCACUCAAAUGAUGGUUAUUUUCAUUCUCGAAGAGAAACAAACAGCAUUUCUUUCUUGAUUUUCUGGUUAGGCUUUCUAGCUUGUUCAAAUCUUCAAGCGGAUGCAACAGACAGGGAUCUGAGGAAGCUGAUUUUUAAGAGAAGAAGGAAAAAAAGUCACAGAUCUUUCUUUGAUGUUUUGAGGUAGAAUGCAAAAACAAAAAACUGACAUUUCUUCAGCUGAUGCACGGACGAAGAAACCAGAAAUUUCAUAGAAAUCGAGCAACUUUCGCCCUUCUACAAGUGAUUUUGAUGCUUUGAAGUGAAACAACAGGCUCUUGAAAUUGAUUUUCUUCUUAGAGAUUACUGCUAUUUUUUAAUCCUAGAGCGGCCAAUAUAUGGUGCUUGGAUGGUGAUUUACGAGAAUUACGCUCAUAUGUAGCUGAAUUUGAUGUCAUUUUCUGCUUAAACAUUCAUCAAUCACUGAGUUAGAUCUGAUUUACGAUCAAUCAAAAUCGGGGAAGAAUUUGGGAUUUCUGGGGCCUACAUUUGAUCUAGAUCGUCAGUUCUGGAGAUCUGUGGCUUUGAUCUAUCAAUAUGUUCGAUUUCUUUAAACAGAUCAAGAUUCCAGGCCGACUGGAAAGGGGGCUUUUGCUUGGGGAAUAUAACCGAGCAUCGUCAUGGUCGAAAUACCUGGUCUCUUCUGGUGGAGAGAUCAAAGGAGAUGGGGAAGACGAAUGGAGUGCUGAUAUGUCGCAGCUGUUUAUCGGGAAUAAAUUCGCCGCAGGCCGGCACAGUCGGAUCUACCAUGGAUUGUACAAGCAGAUGGAUGUGGCGAUCAAGCUGAUAAGCCAGCCGGAGGAGGACGAGAAGUUGGCUGCUCUGCUGGAGAGGCAGUUCAUUUCAGAGGUUGCUCUGCUGUUUCACCUCCAGCAUCCAAAUAUAAUCACUUUUGUUGCCGCAUGCAAGAAGCCUCCAGUGUUUUGUAUCAUCACCGAGUAUAUGUCAGGCGGCUCCUUGAGACAGUAUCUCCAUCAUCUGGAGCCCCACUCACUUCCACUUGAGUGGGUCUUGAAAUUUGCACUUGAUAUCGCCCAUGGAAUGCAAUAUCUCCACUCUCAGGGGAUACUCCAUAGGGACCUCAAGUCAGAGAAUCUACUGCUUGGAGAAGAUAUGCAUGUGAAGGUUGCGGAUUUUGGAAUCUCGUGUUUGGAAUCCCAAUGCGGCAGUGGAAAAGGAUUUACAAGUACUUAUCGAUGGAUGGCGCCUGAGAUGAUCAAGGAGAAACAACAUACUAGGAAAGUCGAUGUGUACAGUUUUGGCAUUGUGCUGUGGGAGCUCUUAACUGCAUUGACACCGUUCCAUGACAUGACUCCAGAGCAGGCUGCAUUUGCUGUAUCCCAGAAGAAUGCGAGACCACCAUUUCCAGCUGCUUGUCCAGUGGCAUUCACCAAUCUCAUCAGCCAAUGCUGGUCCACCAACCCUGAUAAACGGCCACAUUUCGACGAGAUUGUUUCAGUCCUCGAAAGCUAUGCAGAAUCCCUUGAACAGGAUCCUGCAUUUUUCUCAUACUAUGAGCCGACCCAACGUCACAACCUUCUACCAUGUUUUCCCAGGUGUAUUCCAGUGCGCAGGUCUGAAGCAUUAAGAGCCUAGGAUCUUUCUCUCUCCACCACUCUUCAAUUCGGACUGUAUGCAUUGCAUGUUUGUACGUUAAUCCAGGCUCUACGAUAGUGGGGCCCAUUGUCGAAUGAUUUUAACCAUCCAAUUGACAGAUAUCAAAUGGGCCCCAUUAGUUGGUUGGUCCAAAUUUACAUUUAUGCCAUCUAUAUGGUUGAUGGGUCACCAACAUUUUGAAGAAUGGCCGUGAACUGUCACCAUGUACCAUAUUUUCCUAAGUUCCGGGUUCGUAAUUUCAGUUAAAUGUAUUUAUUUCAAGUGAUGAAUAUGAAACAGGAACAAAAAGAGUUCCAUUCAAUAUAUUACAAGUUUAUUUUCUUUA
Molecule: messenger RNA, 2610 nt
Organism: Magnolia sinica
Lineage: Eukaryota; Viridiplantae; Streptophyta; Magnoliopsida; Magnoliales; Magnoliaceae
Product: serine/threonine/tyrosine-protein kinase HT1-like
Exons: 3
Coding region: 1206-2264 (352 amino acids)
Biological process (GO): protein phosphorylation
Molecular function (GO): ATP binding; protein kinase activity
Source: RefSeq, a predicted model, not a curated record